This is a messenger RNA of Caenorhabditis angaria, 4732 nucleotides long. Lineage: Eukaryota; Metazoa; Nematoda; Chromadorea; Rhabditida; Rhabditidae. The record is from the annotation of a GenBank genome assembly.
AUGUCGUUUCUCAUUUUCCUACUUUUAUUUUUUCAAAGUUCAUAUUGUCGAUUAUUUUGUAAUAAUUUCUAUUCAAUCAAAUCUGGAGAUUCUUGUUGGAAAAUAUCAAGAGAUUUUGGUGUGACAGUAGACAAUUUGAAAAAAUGGAACGAGAAUUUGAAUUGUGAUAAUUUAUGGGUUGCUAAUAAGAUUUGUGUUGGAACUUCGGAAAAUCAACCAAAAUGCGUGAAAAAGUAUACAGCGAAAAGUGGAGAUUAUUGUUACAAAAUUAUGAUUGAUAAUAAUUUGACGAGUGCCGAAUUGUUUGUGUAUAAUCCACAUUUGGAUUGUGAUACUUUGAUGGUGUGUUUAUAAUUUGGAAGAGCAAACACAAUACCUUUUUCAUUAAAAAAAUCAUAUGACAUAUUUCUAAAUGGAACUUUUUUCAUAAACAAAACCUUUACAGACAAAAAAAUAAACAAUUCCAAAAAAAGAGUAUUGCAACUUCCCUACUUUCAGAGUGGACAAGAAUUAUGUCUGGAAAUAGAAAAACCAUUUACAAAGCCGAGAAUAUAUUCUCUUCCGAUGAUUGAAAAGGAUCUAGAUAAAUGUGGAGAAUUUGUGAUAGUCAAAGAAUCUGACACUUGUUGGUCUAUUUCAAACGAAUAUGGGUUGAAUGUAACAAAACUUGAACACGAAUACAAGUGUGAUGUACUUUUUGUAAGUUUUAACUUUUGGAAAAACCAACCAGAUAACUAAUUGGAAUUUGUUUAGCCAGGAGAUACGAUUUGUAUAUCAGAUAAUCAAACAUGCCAAUUUCGAUAUCAAAUUAAAGAUAAAACAGAUACAUGUUCAAAAAUCAGUCAAAUAUUCAAAACAACACAUUUUGAGAUUGAAGAAUAUAAUUCGGAUAUAAAUUGUACUUCGGAAUCGCUUGAAAUCGGAAGAAGAAUUUGUGUUUGGCCAAUCGAAGAAAGAGAAUUGGCUAAUAUUACUUGUGUUGAAUAUCAGAGUCGAGAUGGAAAUUCAUUAUUUGAAUUGGCUAGACAUAAUUCCAUUUCUAUUGAUGAAUUAAUCUUUUUGAAUCCAAACUUUGAUCAACAAGAUAAUAUUUGUGUUAAAUCAAAUUCUACUGUAAAAUGCGCCGGAUUCGAAUUCAUCCAACCUAAUGAUACUUGUGAUAUAAUCAUUCAAAGAAAUCAAAUGAGCAUGAAACUUUUGAUGACACUAAAUCCAACACUACGAUGUGAUUCAUUAAAUAUCACAAAAGAAGUUUGUAUUGGAACUGGAUAUUUUGGAGCGAAUGAAUGUAUAGAAACAAUUCGAAUCAAUCCAGAUAAUGAUAGAUGUCACAAAAUAUCAAAUAGUUCAUCAAUAAGUAUUGAGAGACUCGAACUUUUGAACAAGGGAAUCAAUUGUUCCGAUUCAGCAAAACUCAAAUGGUCAAGUCUUGUUUGUAUUUCAUCACUUGGAAUGAAAACUGAAACUGCGCAGCAAACUAUUGUUCAAAAAUUGGGAGCUAUAGAUACAAAUUUGAACAAAAUUUAUCAAGAAUAUUUGAAGAAUCCAAACGAAAUGACAUCGCAAAUCAUGAACCAACAAAUUAUGGAAUCAAUAGGCAACACCAUUGUUUAUAAGAAGUUGAAAGAACUUUAUAAAACUGAUCAGAAUAUUCAAAUAAUACUUGAUAAUCAAUCACCGAUGAAACGAGAUGUUUAUUGUAAUCAAAUCAGAAAAUCAACUUUCAGGUAAUGUCUAGAAGUAAUGUUGAUUAAUAAUAAUCAACAUUACGAAAACUCAAAAUAAAACAAUUUUCAGUGAUAAAAUCAAAAGCUGCUUUUGCUCAUCUGAUGAAUUAUUGAUUUAUUGUCAAGCUCUUGCACAAAAUGAAUAUCUAUCCACAAUAAAUGAUCCAACUAACAACAACGUGUCUUUUUCACGGAACAAGAGAUGUCAAAUAACAUGGCCAGGAAGUGGAUCAAAUAUUUUCGAAAAAGUUGGAAGUGGUGCAUCUGGAUGUUUCGGAGCUGAUUGUACAAUUCCACUUGUAGUAAUCGAAGUCUCAUUCGAAGGAAGUAUGUGUGUUCCACUCGUGAAAUAUUCCUCAGACACUUUGACAACAUGUUUGCAAGAUUCGAAUGAUUGUAGAUCAUCGAAAGAUGUUGGAGAGAAUUAUUUGAAAGAAUUGAGCAGUGUGAGCACAACACUGUCGGCUUCAGUUUGUGUAAUUGGCUCAAAACUUUUGCGAGCUCUCAAAAUUGUAUCUGGAAUAUGUUGGAGUGCGGUUGAAUUCGAAUAUGCACCAUUUAUUGGACUUGUAUCAGUUUCCACAGAAAUAUCUCUUGCGGUUGUAACAUUUAAAUAUGGUGUCAAAAUCAAAGCAACAGAUCUGCCAUUUAGUGAAAUGUGUGAUAUGGGAGCAUUUGAAUGCGAAGAUUAUUGUAAAAUGAGAGCUGAUGAUUGGGAAAAUGGAAAAGCUUAUACACAAUUCGAAGUUCGAAUGUUUCAAUUUUUCGGAUGGAGUGGUGUAUCAUUGUACGAUGAAAAAUUCAAUGAUCCACGAAUUCUUGGUUGUCAAGCUGGAAGUGAAGCUGCCAUAAUUUUAAGAAAUGAAAGAAAUUGUGCAAACGAGAAGGAAAAUGAGAUACAAAGAAGAUGUUGGUCUGGAGAUGAUAACAUUCCAUGGGGCAAAAUGGAAGACAGAAAUGGAUUUUCGUUUAAGCCACAUAUGAGAACCUUAUUUGUUUGUGAAUUUCUGGAUUCAAACGGGCAGAAAAUUGGGUUUGAUGUUUAUGGUGGGAAAUCGAAGCAAACCGGAAAGAAGACUUUUUAUUAUGUGGUUAAGGUGAACUAUGUUUCGUUUUGAAAACAUCAUUUUUAAACUGCUACCACGUGACAAUUUUAUAAAUAUCAGUUUUUUCAGAAUGAUGGGAUAUACUUCGGAAGAAAUUCUGGCGAAGAAAAUGAUCUUAAAGGCGCAUGGGAAAAGCCGUGUAGUGAUAAAAACGAAGAAGAAACAGAGAAGAUUGCCAUAGAACCAACUGGAACUUGUAAGUUUGCACUGAAAAUGCGACACGGGCUACCUAGAAAAUUUCAGCAUCGGUAGCUGCUGCAAGUUGUGGGAAGCGUAUAGUUGGAUAUUAUACGGGAUGGGGAGAUCGUGAGAUAACAGAAGAUCAACUUCGAAAAUUGACACAUGUGAUCUUCGCUUUUGUUGAACUCGAAGGAAACCAAAAUUUGAAAUUCGGAAAAGUUGCUGUUGAUGACACAAGUGAUAAAUCUGAUAGUAGAGCGGAAGCAAGGUUUUUGGAUAUGACAAGGAAAGCUAGAAAAGUCGAAUCAGGUGUGAAUGUAUUGUUUGCAAUUGGAGGAUGGGAUAAUUCACAGUAUUUCUCAUCAAGUUGCUCUAACUCGGAAUCAAGAAGGUAAGAGAUAUAGAAAGAAAAAUAGAUUAGCUGAGUCAAUAAAUUCCAGCCGACUCGUGGAUAAUAUUAUCAAAUUUAUUGAUAUGUAUAAUAUUGAUAGAAUUGAUAUUGAUUGGGAAUAUCCGAAUAUUGAUGGAGCUGAUAAAGAUAAUCAUGUACAAUUAAUGAGAGAAAUUCGUGAAAAGUUAGAUGAUCUUCAAGAGAAAAAAGGAAGAAAACAAAAAUAUUUGAUAACAAUGGCAACAGCAGCUGGAGAAUGGAAUUUAAGAAAAGGAUAUGAUUUUGAUAAUCUUCUCAAAUAUGUUGAUUUUUUGAAUAUAAUGACAUAUGAUUAUUAUGGUGCUUGGGAAUCAAAAUGGGGUGCUUAUACUGGACCACCAUCACCAUUAUAUUAUGGAACAAUUGAUGGAUUUUCGGGAAAACUAAACACUGAUUUUACAAUGAAAUAUUAUUCAUGUAAAACAAAGAAAUCGAAACAAUUAUCAAUGGGAAUUCCAUUUUAUGGAAGAUAUUGGGAUAAUGUUUUGGAUUCAAUUGAUGGAAAAGAUGGAAUGUGGAGAACUGCUGAAGAGAAAAAUGGAAAAUUUGAAGGAGGAUUUGUUGGAUGGAGAAAUUUAGAAAGACAAGGAUGGAAUAAAGGAGCAAGUAUUUGGCAUGAUAAAACAAAAACACCUUAUAUUUUGAAUGGUGGAGCAAGAAAGUUUUUGGGUUAUGAAAAUGAACAAAGUAUUCAAGAAAAAAUCAAUUAUGCAAUUGAUAAAAAUAUUGGAGGAUUAAUGGUUUGGGCAUUAGAUUUAGAUGAUGAUAGUGAUACACUUUUAUCACUUGUAUCAUCUGCUGAUUUAUGUUCUGCUUCUUCAAAUCAAAACCCUUAUAAUUGUGUUCCAAUUGAUGAUGUUCGUUGGUGGACUCCAGAAAAUUCAGAUGAAACAAAACAAGGACAAUGUGGAAAAUCAGCUCCAUUGAUAAAUGGAUAUUAUCCAGUUUGUGAUCCAGAUGAUCCAGGAUAUGCUUGUUGUGGAUCUGCUGGAUAUUGUGGAAGUGGAGAAAAAUAUUGUGAUUGUGAAACUUGUUUGAAUUAUCGAAAAGAUCCACAAUUAAUAUUGAAAGAACCAAUAAAACCAACAAGAGAUAUUGAAUGGUUUACUUCAGAAGAUGGAAUUGGAAAACAAGGAAGAUGUGGAAAAGAGGCACCGCUUUUAUCAAAUGGAAAAAUUGCAAUUUGUAAUCCAGAUGAUGAUUCAAAAUAUUGUUGUUCAAAUGGUGGAUAUUGUGGAAUUGGUAAAGAAUAUUGUGAAUGUGAUGGAUGUGUUAAUUAUAGAAAAUAA